Colletotrichum higginsianum IMI 349063 is the source of this 2259-nucleotide messenger RNA. Its product is annotated as ABC multidrug transporter. The coding region runs from base 1 to 2259 and encodes 752 amino acids. Lineage: Eukaryota; Fungi; Ascomycota; Sordariomycetes; Glomerellales; Glomerellaceae. The record is from RefSeq and is a predicted model, not a curated record. The transcript is spliced from 4 exons.
AUGGAUGCCACCUGCAUCUGCAGCUCGAUUCAACUCUUGGCCAAGGGACACGACGAGGACAGCGCCAGGGCCUUGAUCCCUGCUCUAAACUGCCACCUGGAAGAUCUGCGUCGUCUUCUGGCCCAGUCAAAAUCGCUCUCCCGCGAUGUCCGGUAUCGAGUCACACCGCGUAAUGAGCGAACAGGCAGGGUGUUGUCUGUGACAUCAGCCCACAUCGCGCCCGUGAACAGGAUACGCGAGUUAUUCGGCGAUACUGUUGGUGAGUUUUGGGUAUCUUCAGACGGCCGUGUCAGCACCGAGCUGCGUCGACGACUUGCGUGCGUUGUGAUAUUCCUUCGGUCCAAGUUGAGCUCCCAAGCUUCAGUGCCCCCUCAACUCGCCGGAAUAUUUCAUAAAAACUACAACUAUACCGACAUUCGAAACUGUGGGAGCAAGUAUCUCCAGAUCGCUCGGAAGCUCGGUGGCCUCGGAUCGAUCCUCUGGCUUCCGCUGGACAUCCCAUCCUCAACCUACGAGAGAUACCUAAACUUGGACGAUGAGGAGGUAUUCCAUCAUUUGGCUUCUCUCACCCCUCGGUACGAAGACUAUACAGCUCUUGUGCAGCGUCUCAUAUUAAGCCAACUACUUGAUCCGACGCUGCCACCCUCGUAUCUGAAUCUUUUUGCCGGGUACGCAGAUAUACUGCCGGCCCCAGACCAGCUAUUACUCCUCCUCCAUGCACUCGGCGGCUCUGACAUUCCAGAGAAGCUUCUGAAGAGUGUCCGUUUGCCGCAGAGGAGAUGGGACAGCAAUGGAGAGAUCCAGACCGUCACCGCUGCCGAGUUUGGUCUCCCAUCGGAGCUCAUCAACAUACUGUCUGAUCAAAUUCAUCUUUCUCGCGCCGCGAAAAGCCCGUACAUCAUCAGAAGCGCCCUUGAUGACACUACCAUUGUGUGGUCUCUUUGUCCCGACUAUGCGUCGAUUUUGUCGCGCAUCCUACAUCCUAGAACGGCCGAUGAGCUCGGAGACACAGCCUUGAAACUCAUUUGCUAUGUUUGCCCCCCCUGCUACGAGGGCAACACAGACUGGUCACCUGUGCUCAAACAGGCUGUUUGGCCGAUAGUGCAGAGAGUCACAAAACGACACAAAAUACCACCGUCACUCAGAGUCCAAGUCCUUGAGACCCUUCUCUUCUUUGGGGAAAGAGAUUCGGUUGCUAUACGUCGUGUUGCCGUCGAGCAGGCCAAAGGACUCCUGCGGAAGUCAAUGCCAUAUUAUCUCCACGCUUCCGUUGCACUCUUCCGCAGCACCCUCCAUCGCGUCGACGCAGACUUCGCCAAAUCGGAGUCGUACAUACGCGACUUCACCUGGCGUGGACCCCGUCCGACCACCCGCCGGGACCACGCGCUCCAGGGACGCCUUCACAUUUCCCAGAUGGAGAACAAGAUCAAGUGUUACGACAACGACGUGCCGUCAUCCAUCUACGGCUGGAAGGCCGACCAGCCGCUGUCGGCCCUGGACAUCGAGGUCACGUUCCGGCUCCAGAGCACGGCGGCGCGGUUCUUCCAGUCGGUCGGAGAUUUUGGCGCGGCCAGGGACUCCUUGGAGCAGAUCCUGUCCCUCGACACGACCAAGCCGAUACGCGGCAGCACGCGCCGCGUCUUGGUCGGCAGACUCGCCGACACAUACUGCGAGAUGGGGGAUUGUGCGGCUGCUGCCGAGAUGGUCCGCGCAGAGCUGGACAACAUGAACGACUCUCAAAGCCUGCGUCGCGAGUUUCGACGGCUGAUGCUCGCCUCGGCGGAAGCCAACAUCGGACUCGAAAAGCUGGGCGCGGCGGAGUCGGCGCUCGAGGAGCUGGAGGGGGCCACGCUUCCCAGGCCGGACAACCUGCACGACCAGCAACUACACAUGCGCGCGCUCCUCGCCGCCGCUCGCAUCGCUCACUCCGGGACGGACCGCGGCUGGGCUGUGCUGCGGUGGAAGUCUGCGCUCGAGGAGGUCCAGCGCAUGCACACCCUCGGGUCGGGGGGCGGGUUCACAGCGGCGGUGAUCCAUGUGUCUCUGGCCCACGCCCAGCUCGCCGCCGGUGACGGGGAGGGCGGUCGACGGUCGUGGGCUACGGGGAUGGAGCUUAUGAGGAGCCAGACGUGCGAGUACUGGCUCCCCGUCGUGCCCACCGCAUGGUUGCAAAGGAUCGCCAGGGAGGUUCAUGAUUCGCAGGGUUGGCUGUUCCGCAUGAAACUGCCUGGCGCGAGGUGUGACAUCACAUGGACUUGA